Messenger RNA from Fusarium poae, 1941 nucleotides. RefSeq lists its product as uncharacterized. The coding region runs from base 1 to 1941 and encodes 646 amino acids. The record is from RefSeq and is a predicted model, not a curated record. NCBI's taxonomy places the organism in Eukaryota, Fungi, Ascomycota, Sordariomycetes, Hypocreales, Nectriaceae. The transcript is spliced from 3 exons.
AUGUCGGUAUUCACGUGUCUCGCGCAGCGCGCGGGAGGUUUGAGUAUGAUCGCCCUCAGUGCUCUCUGCUACUGGGUUGUCUCCCGGGACUCGUACCUCGAGCAGCAACAAUACAGCCACGAACAGCCCGGUGGCCAAGUCGCAUAUCACUCUCCAAUGUCGACAAUAGGCGCAGGCUCUUGGACUUAUGUCUUCGCAUACUACUGCCUUUUUGUCCACAUUCUCGUUUGCAUCUUUCCUCUCCGCGCGUGCUGGACAAUAUGGAAACUCACGCAGUCUAUGAAACGAGCGGCGCGUAGUGAUUCGUUACUCGAUUUGAAGAAACUUGCUUCACGUCGUGAUUCAUACGCUUCAGCUUCGAGUUCCGAAACUCUUAUAUCCAGUCGCAUCAGCACUAGCUCCUCUACAGCCAGUGAAGCUGGCGAUUGCGAUCCCGAAUUCUACACGGAUGGUGUCCCCGGGGCCAACGACAACGUGGUUCAUGUUAUCAUCAUUCCAAACUAUAAGGAAGAGGUUGACACACUGAGAGAAACACUCGACGUACUGGCAUCUCAUCCGCAAGCUCACUACUCCUACGAUGUAUAUCUUGGUAUGGAACAACGAGAGGACACCGCCGAGUCAAAAGCUCUCGGUCUGAUUCAGGAAUUUGUAAAAAAGUUCCGAUCUAUUGAUUUUACUCUUCAUCCGACAGAUAUCCCCGGGGAAGCUGCUGGCAAGGGAAGCAAUAUUGGAUGGGUUGCUCGUAAAUUGAGCGAGAAGUACCCAGCAACAACCAGGGGUAACAUCAUUGUUACUGGUAUCGAUGCCGACAGUCAUCUUUCGUCGAAUUACUUUACAAUUCUGACAAAUAUGCACUUGUCGUACUCGGCAACAGCACUGACGACCGUUUAUUCGGCUCCUAUGAUUUUUGAUCGAAACGCGCAUUCUGUCCCAGCUGUCGUUCGUGUUGCCGAUAUUUUAUGGGGCGCUGCUGGAAUGUCUGGCUUGUAUCCUGGCUCUUCUAUCGCACCACCUACCUCAGUUUACUCCCUUCCACUUAAUCUUGUCGAUCGAGUUGGCGGGUGGGAUUGCGGCAGCGAAGCUAUUGGUGAAGAUCUGCACAUGUAUAUCAAGUGCUUCUUCGCUCUCAACGGUAACCUGACGAGUCGGGUCAUAUACAGCCCUGUAAGCCAGAGCAACGUGACUGGUGGUGGCGGCCUUUGGAAAGAUGCCCGAGCUCGUUACAAGCAGGCUCUCCGUCACAUGUGGGGCGCUCUUGACACGGGUUUCGCUCUUUGUAAACUUGUUCAGCUAUGGAAAGAUCGGAAGCAAACCAGUCGAGCCUACCAGCCGCUUCAUUACACACUCUCAGAUACCAACAAUGUCGCCAUUCCCGAGACUUACAUGAAUGAUGAGCAAAGUGGUCAUCCUUACGUCGACAAUGGGAUAUUUUCUAGUAUUCAAAAGGAUACUGUCGAGCAACCUCAUUGGGAGCGCCUCUUCUACAUGAUGCAUCGGCUUUUCGAAGCACAUUUUCUCCCAGUCCACAUGGCCAUUCUGGUUGUUGCUUCGGCGCUGUAUGUCAAGCUUACAGAAAACAACAAUGACCCAAGGAACCUGGCUUGGAUUUUUAGCUGGUGUAACGUUAUCCGCAUCUAUGGUUUCUUCCAGAUUGCAAUAUACGUGUCUUUAUACGAGAGUUACCACCAGGCAGGAGUAUCAAGUCGCGAGAGGGAAAUGGUCAAAGCUGGUCUGGCUGAUGGGAUGGACUUUUCCAGGCGAUCUCUUAAGAAAAACUGGCAUGAUUACCUUGCCAUUCCGAUUGUCGCUCCAUUAUAUGGUACCAUUCCUAGUGCGCAGGCUCUGAUCUGCCAGCUUUGGGAUCAGGAUCUUGUUUAUACCGUGAGCAAGAAGGUGACUAGGCGACAGACACCUGCCAUCAAAGUGGACGAUAUGGCGUAA